Xiphias gladius (swordfish) is the source of this 1382-nucleotide messenger RNA. RefSeq names its product zygote arrest 1 (gene zar1). Gene Ontology annotation, molecular function: mRNA base-pairing post-transcriptional repressor activity. Gene Ontology annotation, cellular component: cytoplasm. The coding region runs from base 35 to 1051 and encodes 338 amino acids. The transcript has 4 exons. The record is from RefSeq and is a predicted model, not a curated record. Gene Ontology annotation, biological process: translation. NCBI's taxonomy places the organism in Eukaryota, Metazoa, Chordata, Actinopteri, Istiophoriformes, Xiphiidae.
GCCACGCCGAGCAGCCGUGGUUGGUUGAACAAAAAUGGCAACGUAUGGCGACGAGCCAGUCGACAGCUGUUUCUACUCAUCUUACAACCCCUACACGGGCAGAUACCCCAGGCCUAAAGACGCGGGGUGGAAAUAUAAAAAUUACUUCUCCCACUAUGGGGACGCUUCAGACGCCUUUAACAACCAGCAGCGCGCUCAGCUGAAGUCCAUCUUAUCCCAAAUCAACCCCAAACUCACCCCGAGGCUCAGGAAGGCGAACACCAAGGAUGUGGCGGUGCAGGUCAACCCCAAGAGAGACGCCUCGGUGCAGUGCUCCAUCGGCCCGCGGACACUCCUGUCCAUGAAGCGGGACUUCCGGCGCAAACGGAGGCAGGAGCCCGCGACGCCCGGCGGCAGCGUCAGCCCCCGGGCGGCGGCGGGCGUAGUGCGUUACCCCCGCACCCUCGCCGUGUACUCGCCUAUCGCCUACAGAAGCGUUACCUCCUUCCUGGUGGAUGACAACAACAACAAUAAGGAAGCCUCUUGUGGUGAGGCGCCGCCCGCGGAGCCGCCCGGUGACCCGCCCGAGUCCGCGGGGAAAGGCGACGGGAAGAGGCGCGAACAUACGCGGGCCGUGGAGGACGGAGAGACCGCCAAGCUCCCGGAGCAGCGGGAGACGCUCGGGUCCAAACAGGGGAAGAGCGAAGAUGUGCAGCCAACCGCAGAGGGGUCAAAGGGCAAGGCGCGUGUGCGGUUCCAGUUUCUGGAACAGAAGUACGGAUAUUAUCACUGCAGAGAAUGCAAUCUGCGAUGGGAGAGUGCCUAUGUGUGGUGUGUUCAGGGCACCAACAAGGUUUACUUCAAGCAGUACUGUAGGAAAUGCCAAAAGGACUUCAACCCAUAUCGCGUUGAGGACAUUACAUGUCAUACUUGCAACAAAGCACGUUGUUCCUGUGCAAUAACACAACGCCACGUCGACCCCAAACGGCCCCACAGACAGGACUUGUGCGGCAGAUGCAAAGGCAAGCGGCUCUCCUGUGACAGCACUUUCAGCUUCAAAUACAUCAUCUAGGGGAUCUCGACUGAACUUUGACUUUAACACAUCAGUGCAAGUCCUAGUGGAUGUAAAGCAUAUAUAUAUAUAUUUGAUGUUUCAACACUUUAUUUCAUGCCUGUUUUGUGUUGAUGAAAUUGGUAAGAACCACACAGUUUACAAUGUAAUAAAUGGCUACCAUGCACUCUGUACACUGAAGCAUUGUUUUCACAUCAGUCUACUGAGGUACAGUGGUGAGAAUAGAGGAAAAUGCAACUUAAAUAGAUGUGUAUGCUUCAAUGAAGUCAUUAACCUGUGUACGAUGUAACCUCAGACGCUUAACGUAGCCCUAUUAAAAUCAGAAACUGAC